AUGGUCACUACGCAGCAUUGGGUUUGGGCGACAGGCCACUUUCUGCUCCUAGCGGCUGCGUUUCGCUACUUCCUAGCGACGCUGUUGUUCCGGAGCAUCUCUGAUUGGUGGUAUAAAGCCGGGUUUACUGGCGCGCUCAUAAGUUACGCUAUCGUCUGCUACAAAGCACUAGGUCCACCUCAACCCAACCUUGCGUAUUUCCGUCGUGCUCUUCCUGAUGAGAAUGUUCAAUAUUUCGCGGUCGCAUUUUUCUGGUGGAGCUCAAAACCCGUUGCAUUGGCCCUCCUUCCCUACACGAUCUUCUCCCUGUUCCAUGCUCUCACCUUCACUCGUACGACCUUGAUGCCCCGCUUCCUGCCUCCCAGCCCCGCCGCAACUCAAGGUGGUGCGCCCCAACCCCAUCCUCUCGCGAAGCAGUUGCAAGCUUGGGUCAAAGCAAACUACGAUGGAGCCAUGCGCGUCGUUGCCUAUACCGAACUCCUGAUUUUCGUUCGUGUUUUCUUGGGAGCUAUCACCUUCCGCAAUUCCCUCCUGUCGCCUCUUAUCUAUGCGCACUUCCUCCGCCAACGUUAUUAUCAAUCUGCCUUCACCCGUGAGGCGUUCGCAUUCACCAAUGGACGCAUCGACGGUUUCGUCCGCAAGCCCGGCAACCCCCCGGUUCUCGUCACCAUCUGGACUCAAGUGCAAGGUUUGGCCUCUCGAUGGGCGGGCAGCGUUAUCGAACCUGCCGCCGCUGCAGGAGGUGCCCCGCGACGUGGAUAA
Pleurotus ostreatus (oyster mushroom) is the source of this 762-nucleotide messenger RNA. RefSeq lists its product as uncharacterized. The record is from RefSeq and is a predicted model, not a curated record. Gene Ontology annotation, cellular component: endoplasmic reticulum; membrane. Gene Ontology annotation, biological process: membrane organization; endoplasmic reticulum tubular network organization. NCBI's taxonomy places the organism in Eukaryota, Fungi, Basidiomycota, Agaricomycetes, Agaricales, Pleurotaceae. The transcript is spliced from 8 exons. The coding region runs from base 1 to 762 and encodes 253 amino acids.